GUUUCUCGCUUGUGUUUUUCAGAAAAAGUGAUCAACAAUAACAUGAGAAUAGUGGUGGAUUCUGAAUCGCGGAAAAGAAAUCUUGGGCAAGUAGAAUCAGGAAUACCUCUGAAGAAACAGUGGUUCGAUAAAUCAUCUUUCAACAGAGCGAACAAUCCUGGUUUCCAGAAAAAAGUUCCGUUUACAAAUGAAAACACUAAACUUGAGUUAAGAAGAAUACCUCCGGAAUUAAAUAACAUCAGCAAACUAAAUGAGCAUUUCAGUAAAUUUGGUACCUUGGUUAACUUGCAGGUUGCUUAUGCUGGUGAUCCAGAAGGUGCACUUAUCCAGUUUGCAACGCACGCGGAAGCUAAAAAAGCAAUAUCUAGUACUGAAGCUGUUCUAAAUAAUCGUUUUAUCAAGAUGUAUUGGCAUCGUGCUGGUUCAUCUCUUCACACACAGGCACCACAAUCUCCAAAGGUUGGUCAGCUUACAGCUCAGCCACCAAAUGUAUCUCUUAUAAAACAAUCUGUAAAAGAACGUCUUGGUCCAGUACCCUCAAGUAACAUUGAACCAGCAGAGGCCCAAAGUGCUAACACAGAAAAAUUGCAGAAUGUGACCAAAGUAUCCAUAAAAGAGAGAUUGGGAUAUAUCACACAACACAAUGCUACAGCAACUGAAAAGGUGCUGUCCACUUCAACAGGUCUUACAAAAACAGUUUAUAAUCCAGCAGCAUUGAAGGCUUUGCAUAAAUCUCUACAGUAUCCUAAUGCAAUUGAAAUCACUGAAGCUCACAAGAAAAAACAGGAAGCUCUAAAACUUCAGCAAGAUGUAAGGAAGAAAAAACAAGAGAUUUUAGAGAAGCACAUAGAAACACAAAAGAUCCUUAUAUCAAAACUGGAGAAAAAUAAAACCAUUAAGUCUGAGGACAAAGCAGAAAUUUUGAAAACUUUGGAGACGUUGACCAACAGCAUUACAAAAUUAAGGGAUGAACUUAAAGCCGUGUCCACUGGAGGAAAUACUAUAAAAAACAACAAAAGCAGGGACCAGAUGCAAAAAGAACUUCUUGACACAGAGCUGGACUUGCAUAAGAAAAUUCAGGCUGGAGAAGAUGUAGCUGAAUUAAGAAAAAAAUAUACCGAGCUGCAACUUGAA
Molecule: messenger RNA, 1134 nt
Organism: Bombina bombina (fire-bellied toad)
Lineage: Eukaryota; Metazoa; Chordata; Amphibia; Anura; Bombinatoridae
Product: RNA-binding protein 26
Exons: 9
Cellular component (GO): nucleus
Molecular function (GO): RNA binding
Source: RefSeq, a predicted model, not a curated record